AUGAUCAGCUGGCACAUUUGGGCCGCCGCGCUGCUAGCCGUCCACCUGGUCCGUGUGCAGCUCCGCCGAUUCUCGCACUACCGUCACAUUCACAAACGCUAUGGUACACGCUACUCUCUCCCCAGUGUCGGUGCCAAUCCGGACAAACCACGUAUGAUCGAUUCGUACAAGGGCAUACGCGAUGCACAGCGCAUCGCGCGUCUGUCUGGCAACUUUGACUAUCCGUUUGUCUUUGCAAAGUCGCUCGAGUUUGCGCUCUUCCGAACCUAUGGUAUUCCCACCAUCUCUUCGCUCUUGUUGCACACUGGUCAGCUCGGCAAAGCUGAGAAUGCAGGUCGUCGAUAUGUCGAUACCGCCGCCUUGAUUCAGGCGUUCAUGACGUUUCCCGUGCCUCGUCUGGAUCUACCUGACGGCGGAGAGGCGGAAUCACGUAGCUCGGACGACGGCGACGACAAUUGGGAGCAUUUCGGGGAAGAUCCCGAUGACCCUCGAUCGUCUAUCGCUUUAGCCCGUGUCAACUAUCUGCAUGGCAGGUGGAAGAGCAAGAUCUCCAACGACGAUCUCAAGUACACUCUCAGCACCUUCGUUAUCGAACCUGCCAAGUGGGUUGAUCAGUACGAAUGGCGAUCCUUCAGUGCACUCGAAAAGGAAGCGCUUUUUGCGCUCUUCUACCACAUUGGUAGAUGCAUGGGCAUCACCGACAUCCCUGACAACCUGCAAGACUUUACCGAAUGGAGCCGAGACUAUGAACGAAACUACAUGGUUUUCCAGCAGUGCAAUAAGGACGUUGCGGAUCACACGACCAACUUGCUCAUGUAUGCUCUGCCUCAGUUCGCCCAUGGAUUUGCAAGGAACCUCGUCUCCUCGUUCAUGGACCAGAGGCUCAGAGAGGCGAUCGGCUAUCCUCCAGCGCCUGCCUGGAUCGUGACGUUCAAGGACGUCAUGUUUGGCAUUCGCGCCUUGGUCAUGCGAACCUUGAUGCUACCAAGGAGCAAGCCUCUCAGCAACAUUCCUGUUGCAGCCGAUGAAAAUGGACAUGUGUUUUCGAUCGAAAGUCUCCUCUCGGACGGUAUCCCUGCUGUUUGCCCUGCUUCUGGCGCACGUGCUCAGGAUGGCAAGGUGUGCCCCGUUGGCGGACACCUCCACGCUGAUGCCCCGACGUCUAAAGAUGCCGAAAAGCGGUUCAAGCCAGCCGCUUGGCGGAUGGAGCUGUCGUGGUACGAGAACGAGCCGGUCUACGCGCGCGCUUUCCCCAAACAUUCGGCUGGCUGGUUGGCAGAAGAAGUCAAGAUCGCUCUUGGUCUCCUGCGCAGACAGGACCGAAGAGGAGCCCAACGAUGGAUGCCCGCCACGCUGCCUGUGCCGGAAGCAUUCAAGAGCAACACCGAGAACGGCGAGCCAAUUCAAGGGUUUGGCGGAUUCCGACUCGAAGAGAUGGGUCCCAAAGGACUCGAAUUCAAAGGUCGCAAAGAGGUUCUUGAGAAUGCAGAGAAGCUGUACGGUCGAAAGAUCGACGGAAGGUGGGGCUUUGAUCCAUGA
Molecule: messenger RNA, 1539 nt
Organism: Mycosarcoma maydis (corn smut)
Lineage: Eukaryota; Fungi; Basidiomycota; Ustilaginomycetes; Ustilaginales
Exons: 1
Coding region: 1-1539 (512 amino acids)
Molecular function (GO): oxidoreductase activity
Source: RefSeq, a predicted model, not a curated record